Messenger RNA from Aedes albopictus (Asian tiger mosquito), 2472 nucleotides. RefSeq lists its product as uncharacterized. NCBI's taxonomy places the organism in Eukaryota, Metazoa, Arthropoda, Insecta, Diptera, Culicidae. Bases 1 to 2379 code for a protein of 792 amino acids. Gene Ontology annotation, molecular function: nucleic acid binding. Gene Ontology annotation, biological process: DNA integration. The transcript has a single exon. The record is from RefSeq and is a predicted model, not a curated record.
AUGGUAGCAGAUUUGGAGGACGUAAGCGUUUAUCUUGACGACAUCAUUUUGGCAAGCAAUUCUCUGGAAGAACAUCUUCAGCAGCUGGAACGGUUACUGGCUCGCAUCGAAGAAUACGGAUUUCACCUCAAAAUCGAAAAAAGCAACUUCUUCAUGCAGCAGAUUCAGUACCUCGGAUUGAUUGUAGAUGACCAAGGAAUUCGUCCAGAUCCAGAAAAGAUCAAGGCCAUCGUCAAUAUGCCAGCCCCGCACGAUGUACCAAGUCUACGUUCGUUUCUGGGAGCAGUAAAUUAUUACGGCAAGUUUGUACGAGCAAUACACGAUCUUCGUCAACCAAUGGAUGCUUUGUUGAAAAAGGACGUCAAAUGGAACUGGAGCCCAGCUUGUCAGAACGCUUUCGAAGAGUUCAAGAGGAUUCUACAAUCAGACCUCCUACUGACGCAUUACAACUCAAACUUGGAGAUGAUAGUAGCAGCCGACGCAUCGCAACAUGGUAUAGGAGCAGUCCUGCUUCACCGAUUUCCAGAUGGUUCUGUCAAGGCUGUAUGUCACGCUUCCCGUACAUUGACUGACGCUGAAAGGAAUUACGCUCAAGGAGAAAAGGAAGGAUUAGCACUGAUAUUUGCCUGCACCAAGUUUCAUCGAAUGGUAUUUGGAAGACAUUUCAUUCUGCAAACGGACCACAAACCACUUUUUGGGAUAUUCGGAUCGAAGAAAGGCAUACCAGUGCAUACUGCCAACAGACUACAGCGUUGGGCACUGACACUGCUGCAGUAUGAUUUCAAGAUCGAAUUCCAGAAGACUGAAAGUUUUGGAUACGCUGAUUUGCUCUCUCGCUUGAUUGGACAACAUUCCAAGCCCGAUGAAGAUUAUGUGAUUGCCAGUUUGCAAAUGGAAGCAGAUAUUCGCAGUAUUCAAACUGAAGUCGUAUCCGUUCUACCAAUCACUAGUCAAUUGAUCUUGCAAGAAUCAAAAAAGGAUGUCACGUUUCAAGCAGUCCUCAAACAAGUUCGAGAUAAUUGGCCUUCCUCAAAGCACUCCAAUGAAGUUGCAUCGUUCUACAGAAGACGUGAAGCGCUGUGUGAAGCGGAUGGAUACCUGAUGUUCAUGGAUCGAAUCGUCAUUCCGAAGUCAUUGCAAUCACCUGUUCUCAAGCAGUUACAUGUUGGUCAUCCUGGAAUGCAAAGAAUGAAAUCUCUGGCAAGAAGUUUUGUGUUUUGGCCAAAUAUGGAUGCAGAUAUUGAAGACUAUGUCCGGAGAUGUUCGAACUGUGCAGCAGCAUCAAAAGCUCCCGUGAAAACAACUCUUUCAUCGUGGCCAAUUCCGGCCAUGCCCUGGUCUCGUCUUCAUGUGGAUUAUGCUGGACCAAUCAAAGGAAAAAUGUUCCUCGUCAUCGUGGACGCGUAUUCAAAAUGGCCAGAAAUUUUUGCAACCAGUAACUCGACCGCAACAAUGACGAUCAAGAAGCUGAAGGAAUGUGUCUCCCGAUUUGGAUGUCCAUUGACCAUAACGGAUAACGGUACCCAGUUUUGCUCUGAAGCAUUCAGCAAGUUUUGCCAGCAGCACGGAAUCGAUCACGUGAAAACUCCACCCUUCCACCCACAAUCUAAUGGUCAAGCCGAGCGAUUUGUGGAUACACUAAAGAGAGCGCUUUUGAAGAUAGGCGGAGAAGACGUUGAAGAUGCACUGCAGAUUUUCCUUCAGACCUAUCGCUGUACCCCUAAUCCAUCCUUACCGGAUAACCGAUCACCAGCUGAGGUCCUGUUGGGCAGAAAAACCCGAACUGUUUUUGAUCUGAUGAAGCCGCCGAUUUCACAACCAACGCAAAUUAAUGAAAGGCAGAAUGUUCAGUUCAACAAACAGUAUGGAGCGAAACAUCGAUCGUUUGAAGCUGGGGAUACAGUUUAUGCUGAAAUUCAUAUUCGGAACGAGCGCUAUUGGGCCAAAGGUAUCGUUAUUGAGCAGAAAGGAAGUGUGGUCUACAAUGUUUUUCUACAAGACGAAAAACGACAAGGUUUGAUAAGAUCACACACUAACCAAUUACGGAAACGCAAACCGGACGGAAAAUGUGAAGCUUCAGCUGAGCAGCCUCUACCGUUACAAGUUCUGUUGGAGGAAUUUAGCUGUCCGGAUCAUGUUCCAACUGAAGAUAUUGAAAAUCCUGGGAACUCUCAACUGGAUAUUCCCGUAAACGAGCCCGGAAGUUCAAGAGGUAAUACGUGUCCUGAACAGAUGAAAUCAAAUUCUAUCGACGGAUCAUCGGAGGUUUGUCGUAGUCAGGAUCGGGUUCAAUCAAGAAAACGAACUCUACCUUUUCGGGAACCUUCAGGCAGGAAGCGGAGACUUCCUUCACAUUUUGAGUACUACGAGAUUUUCUAAAGGAGGAGAUGUUGGAGCAGUACAAGCAAGCCAUGAUUUGUAGCCUUAAGUUGACACUUACAAAUAAACUCUAUUCUAAUUUGAACCACCAAA